AAUAUUCUCCUUUAUUUUACAUUAGUGUCAUAUCCUUAUGUUUCGUUGUUACCGCCGCCAUGGUCCUCGGCUGAUGGCAAAAGGCGUUGAUCGUUUGACAGCACACCAUUAUUGCUACAUUGACAUCUCACGUGACAAAAAUACAGUGACGCAAUGUUCGGCACGCGAGAAAAUGAAACAUUGUGGCGUUGGAUAAACAUGGGACUCCGGAAACUGGAACAUGGUGACAUUGCCUCUGAAGUGCACUGUAAUGUUCACUUUUCUGCACUGUUGUCUACUUUAUUUAUUAUAACAUUAAAGUGGUUGGCAGAAUUUUAAAAUGAAUGCAUAAUGUUCUACACAAAUUGUCAUACUUUUCACGAGGCUGGCUAUUAGAGAGCGUUUUCUUCUUAUUAUAUAUCAUCCCCAGAAAUGAGAUGAUAUAAACUUUUAUUUUAAAAAAUGGUGUGCGUGCAAUAUCAAUUUGUCAAGUUGAAAAUCUCGUCUGUUCUCUUAUACACACAACAUAAUGGAAUAUCUCCAUUCAAAUCUUCUGUGCUGUUCCACCUCGUCCCCCCAUAGGUUUGGUUUCGAUGUCCCAGUGAUUCUUCGUAGCUCUGAUGAGACUGAGUCAGUCUUGCCUGUCCCAGAGAAGAGGAUGGUUCAGGUGACCAACCCCUUUGCCCUGGAGAUGGGGACCUCUGGGGUGGCCUCUGUGACUGAGGGUGUGUCCCUGCGUCCAUGCUGCCUGGAGCCCUGUGUGCUGAGCUGUUACUGGGGUUGUGGUGUCCAUGCCCUCCAGGGGGCGCUACAGACCCACCAACAUGGCCCCAGUAGGCUCAGCACACCACAACAGUUCCAGGAAGCCCUGCACUUCCAGUACCACCACUGCCAAAGUUUCCAUAUCAGUGGAGAGAACAGAGAGGAACACUACAGCGAGAUGCCAGCUGAACUGAGGAUCACCGAUUUUGGUCAUUUGCCACGGGAACGUUAUCCCCUGGUGGCUCUCCUCACACUGGCUGAGCCUGAAGCCAGGGACACAUACAACAUUGCCGCCAGUGUCACCGUAGUCCAUGUUCCAGAUGACAAAUACAGCCUGUCGGCACGGAUCCUGUUUCAAUACCUCCUCACGGCACAAGGGAACAUGUAUGAGUUAAAGUCACUCUUUAUGUCAGCUGAGAGCAUGGGGUUGUCAGGGGCGACUGACCCCGCCCCUAGCACAGAGAUACCACCAGAACGACAGGAAAGAGAGCAUGGAAAGGAGGAAGAGAAGACACCAGGAAUGGAAGAUGAAGAGGAGUGGUCACAGGAGGGAAAAGCCAAAGACUGUGUUGUGUGUCAGAAUGCACCUGUUAACCGUGUUCUGCUACCCUGCAGGCACGCCUGUGUGUGUGACGGCUGUGUCCAUCACUUUCAACACUGCCCCAUAUGCAGAGCUUUCGUAUUGGAGUCGUUUGCCCUGUUCCACAAUUCCCCUAUGGGGGAGGAAGAAUGAACUGUGAUGUAGCAGGUCAAUGUCAUUAGAGUAGCUGUAUGGUGGCCAGGAUGUGCAUGAGCAUUAUCACUAUAGGUACUGGUCUAAUACAGAUAUAAUAGUACCGUUUCAUGGGAAUCAGUGUCUAUCAUAGAAUGGAUGUGAUAUGGUUUUACGCCAAAGUCAUCUAUUGGACAUUUCAAACUGUUGUAGGGCUGUGAGCAUAUACAUUUUAUCACGUUGAUAGUUGUGUUGUAAACUAUUCCUUGAUCAGUUUGUAAACAAUGUAUGUAGAUAUGGAAAACCUAUUAUUUGUUUUUAUGUGUAAUGUAUUUUAUUUAUUAUCAAUAUACCAUACAUUAAGUUGUU
This is a messenger RNA of Oncorhynchus nerka (sockeye salmon), 1822 nucleotides long. RefSeq names its product cell growth regulator with RING finger domain protein 1-like. The record is from RefSeq and is a predicted model, not a curated record. NCBI's taxonomy places the organism in Eukaryota, Metazoa, Chordata, Actinopteri, Salmoniformes, Salmonidae. The transcript is spliced from 6 exons. The coding region runs from base 509 to 1474 and encodes 321 amino acids. Gene Ontology annotation, biological process: negative regulation of cell growth.